CGGCCGUGCGCGGCGCGGCCCUGCAACGCGCGCGGCGCCUGCACCGAGCGCGACGGCUCCUUCCUCUGCCAGUGUAACCCUUCUUGGAAGGGGAAGAGAUGCGAAAUCCCGAACCCAACACCAAACAUAAUUGGUCUCGGGCAGCGCAUGCUACAAGAGCCGUUCUGGCUGGGCCUCAUCGCGGUGUUCGUGGUGCUGGGCAUCAUCGGCCUGGUGUGGUGUGCCAAGCGCCACUUCCCGGAGAAGAUCGAGAAACUCCUCGCGGAGGAGGCGGACCGGUGCGCUCGACGAACACCAUCGCCGCGUAAAAAAAGGAAUAAUUCGACGCCGACGAAGAAGAAUGCCGCGGAGAAGAAGCAAAUUCUACAACAAUUGAUAAGUCCGGCGACCGCUAAUGACCAUUCAAAGAAGAUUACGAUGGGAGAGUUGAUACAGAUGUCAGAGAAACGGACUUUGAGCACGGUCGAGAGCGCUCCCGCGUUUGUGGACUAUGGUAUUGAGAAUAAGGAAACUUCGUUCGCGAGUGAAGCUUCCACGCCUUCCACUUCGCCCUCAAUGAGGCAUAUAUCAGACCCUAAGUUAGAGAAGAAGGUUACAUUUGCAAGGCUACUGAAUAAGGUUUCUGCUGAAAUGAGUUCUAGCUCUGAUGUGGACAUGGUGAACACGAUAGCAAUUCCCAUGGCUGUUAUAGCUGAUAGAGGCAUGAGGGCCAAGGCAUCUAGUACUCCGCCCUCGCCGGGAGUAGAAGUCAGGUCACCGCAUAGCACGUCAAGCAAUCAAGGAAGCGAUUCCAUGUCUAGUCUAGACUUGACUUUAGCGAAUGCUGCUCUGAAGAAGUACUCCAGAACCCCAAAGAUAUCGAGCGCGGACUCGAUCCUGGCGAUGUUCCGGACCUUCUCGACGUCAUCAGCUGCCAUGGUGUCCAGGGCGUCGUCGGGUGGCGUGUCGGCUUCGAGCACCCCUUCGGCUUCAUCUCCUCAAGACGACACGGUGGAUGCAGACGACAUAUCCCUAGCCUCGUCGCAUAUACCGUCGUUGGCUCCGGAUUCGCCGGUCACUCGACCUCACAAUACUAUUGAGAUUCAGGUCUUGGACCCACUUAGCGCGCAUAAAUCCUCGUCAUCUGGCAGUAACCUACUCCAUCCACCUUCCAUCCUUCUCGAAGUGCCCAGCAGCAUCAACAAAUGUUUAUCACCAAUACGCGAACUUCCCACGCCAUUACCAACACCUUUACCAACUCCCCUCCCUACUCCAUUGCCUUCCCCUCGAAUGCCCCGCGCUAACAUGGAGGUGGACAAUAAAAGCGAGUCAACAGGUACCUGUGUGUCUCCAAGCGAAGACGAGUUAGACGAGAUAAAGUACUGCGAGAAGCCGGAGAGAUCUACUGCUGGCCUUCGGUUGAAGCUCCGGCAGCCAGCUAUCAGCACCGACACCCCAACUCCGUCCACCCAGGUCACUGACUCACCGAGCCCUAGUUUCACCCACAGUCAGGACUCGGAACGAGAAAUGUCAUCCCCAUCUCCCGCGCCGCCCUCUCUUAGAGUUCCUGUACUGACAAUCGAGCGACCUUCCCCAGGAUCCCCUCCUCCACGUCGAACACCUCCUCACUUAGAAUUCCAACCUCCGCCCCUAAUUACAGUUACUUACAACGCUAGUGAGGAGUCAGAUGAGCCAAUGUCUCCAAGACCUCCACCGCCAAGUGGGAACAUGUGUUAUUUGAGUCCAUUUUCGAUGUCAGCACGAGGUGAAAGAGCUCCUUCAGAAUCAAAUCUAUCUUCUUCCGGGUACAGCUCUAUGGCAAGCCCAGGACCGUCGAGAUGCGGUUCGAGCAAUCCAUUAUGCCCCUCAGAAAUGGAAGACCCGGGCUCCGGAGGCGGGCCUUCUUGUUUUCAAAGAAGACGACCGUUAAUGAAGACUAACUCGAGUCCAGCCGCGUCCAAUGACGAUUCGAAAGAAAGAAGAAGAGGAAGAUCAGAUUCUGAAACUUUAUCUGAUGAUCCUCUUCUAGAAUCAAACGAUGAAGGAAUCGGCACGGACGAAAGAGUAGACGACGUCCCGACCAGUGCUAAAGAAAUGGAACUAGUUGCCUUGAAAGAAACAUUAGAAGUGCCGCAAACGACACUGUGCUCCCCCAUUGGUGUGACAAAGUGUUCAAUAGUGAAGUGUAUUAGUGUAGAAAGGGGGUUGGACGAAAAGGCUUGUUUGCGACCUCCCACCUUAUUAUCGGAGGGCAGUAGACCUCUCAGCCCCGUGAGUUCGCGGAGUGAAAGUCCUCUGAGCGACAAAACCGGUUUAGGUCGGUUUUCUCCGCAAUUUUACGGUCGGCAGUUGCCGUUUACGGACUCUGACGGGUUGUACGACUUCCCCAGCUCGGAGUGUGUUAAGGGCAACAGUUGUAAGGCAGGGGGUGGCGCGCAGAAGAAGAGCGGGCGGCGGAGAGACCGGCGCACGCCGCGCACCGCCUCGCACGAGGUGUCCGGCACCGCCAAGUCCACGCUGCCGCACAUGCCGCACUCCAUGCAUAACUUGUUGGAAGUGCCAGGUAGUCGCGACGCGUCAGGUCGGUGCAGGAAGGGUGGACGGCGGCGGUCUCGCUCGCAAGCACCUGCGCCGCCUUCCUCCUCCUCCUCAGAGGACUCCAUCUCCAACGCCUCUGUCGCGUCCGUCGCCUCCGCCAGGGAACUCAGACUCCCAGACCUAGAGUUACAGGACACCUCUUCGAAAAUAUCAUCGAGUUUAGACCUGACAGAGGAUUCCCGGAAACCGGUUAAAGUUAGCAAAUUAAGGACGAUUGGCAACCAAAUAAGGUUUCUACGACGUUUAGAACGCAGUUUGAAAAUGAAGGAAAACUAUCCGGCGCUGACAGACGACGAGGGCGACGAGUCUUCAAGUGUCACCUCACCUCUCCUCCAGGGCAGGAAAGACCUGAGUCGCCUACCCAGUCACGCGAUAUCCGCCCCUCUUCUCAGUGCUGUACGGCCCAAAAUAACCAGGCAGAGACGUUACGACAGGUCGUUAAUAAGUGAAGACACAAGGACUUUGAACACUGCCGUCGGGCAAGAUAAUUCGGAUUGAAAUUGAUCAGUGAAUGGUUAUUGUGCCGUCAUAAUUUCAAACGUCAAAUGUCCUUUAUAUCCUGUGGAUGUUAGAAUCCAAGAUGGGGUAGCGACGUUUCAAUAUUGUUCAUUCUUCUAAAGGUCUGGAUUUUGACAGCUGUCAAGUUGACACAAGUAUACAAGAUUCUAAUGUAAUGUGAUAUAAUUAACUAAGUAACACGAAACAGUAGACGUUAUAGAGUUUUCAAUUAAUGUUAAUAUGUUGGUUAGGUAUGUAUGUAAUAUAACGAAUUCUUUAUAAUUUUCCUUAUUUCCAUUUUGAUGUCUCAGGCUAAUAAUGGACGCUUGUUGUAAAUAAUUUCCUCGAUAGCAAUAACCUACUUAUUUGUAGACAUUUUGUAGAAUUAUAUAUUUUAAUAUAAGUAAUGUUAAGCAUGUACGUAAAUAAAGUAGACACUUGCUGUACUAACAUCGUAUCGUUUACGUUUUUUUAUUUCCCAUAUUUCGUCUAAUUUCGCUUCCUGUUCAUUGUAGUUGCGUUACAUGUUGAAACUAUUUAGCAAAAAUAACGCUUUUUGUAAAUAUAUUAAUCGUAUUGCUCAAAUGCAUAUUUUGUGAAAUCGUUUUUUGCGCACUUUUUGCUAUUUUGUAAAUAUAUUAUAAUAAAUUAUUUAUUAACAUAAAAUAAUGGGAAACGAGAGAAAUUUUGUUUCGUCGUGUUUAGCUACUUACGACACUUGUAAAUUUUAUAUAAGGUAGCAUUCGAUAACAAAAUUAUUGGCCCAAUAAAGUUGGUAUACCAAAUGCACAAUUAUAUUAUACAACUUAUAUUUGUGGAUAUAAGCACUCGUAUAUUAAGAUAUUUACCUGACUUACAUAAAUUUAUUUACUAAAUAACUUAUAACUGACGCACCAAUAGAUUAGAUCAUUGCAAUAUUAUCUUAAUGACACCUCGUAUGUAAAGUGAAAUCUCGAAACAAUUAUAUUUACUUUCUAUAUUUCUCUCAAACGUGGAUUUUAAAACAAUUCAAUUAUAAUAUUAUUCUUAAAAUUAAUUAGUCUCUCUUCUGAUAUUCCACGUAUUUAUGAGAUCUUCUCAAUAUGAAUGAAAUCUGUUUUGAUCUGGGGACUUCAAUAAAUUAAUUUCAAAUAUUCAAAUAUAAUAAAAAGAGUUUCAUAUACGAGUAUUAAGGGUUAAUGCAUUUAAUAAGAACUCUACUUAACUUAUUUCAAACUUCCUAAACUCAUUUUAUUCCCUAAUUAUGUCUAUCAUCUACUCUUCUUAAUAGGAUUGUUUUUUCAAUUCAUAACAUUUUAUUUGAUCUCUACGAAUAAGUUGUAUUUAAUAGUUUAGAAUUAGAAGCUUAAUGUGGUUAGAUACAGUUUCAGCAAUAAUUUUAUGUGAUUCAACUGUUCAAAGACUGAUGUUUAACUCUGUGUGCACUGAAGCUAUGUUUUCAUUUCGAUCGAUGUUUACUUCUUUUGCUAUGUGUUAAUGCUUAUUGUAAAAAUGUAAAGCAGUAUCGUAGCGUUUGUUUUGAAUUGAUGUAAAAUAGUGUAAGGUCCAUUCUUUGUUUGGACGUUUUGUGAAAAGUCCGAUUUCAUGAAAUGCCUACGAAGUUUUAUUUAGUACAUAAGCUUGUAUUUAUUUAAGGAAGAUAUGUUCAAGAUAUAAUUGUUGUAAUCCCAUCGCCGUAGCCUGUGUUAGUAACAUCAAGUCCUCUAGUUUCCAGCUUGUGUCGCGUCUUUAAAAUAGUGUAACUUUAAAAUUACGAAAAAUAAUGGCCUGUUCGUUGAGACUGAUUUUCUAAAACUUAACUCUUAAUAUUAUUCGUUUUUGCUCGAUCGAUGUAUGAGUACUGUCUUUGAUUUAAGACCGAUUUUUCAAUGUUCUGGUUACUAGUAGAUAGCCUCGUAGCUAUAACUCCUCAAGCGAAACGCAUAACACCUAAAUAUCUAGAAUAUCUAUACGCCAGAUUUUAUUUGUAAUGGCGAGGCAUCUCUCCGUAGGCACCCAUAUUUAUUUUAAUUCUACUUCUAACAUGUUUCUGUGCCUUCGUCUGUCAAACUUGUACAUUGACAAUUAGUAAAUUGACCACUGCAGUUCGUACGGGAAUGAUAGUUAACUGCUGCGCUUAGAGUUAAAAAGGGAAAAGGGCGGGCAGUGUGGGUGGUGUCACAUUAACUGGCAUGUACUAACGUAUGAAAUGGUCUCCUCCAGAAUUUAUAGAGCUUGAAUUGACAAAUGAUUGCGUUCCGACUUCAAUAAAAUAUCCACCGAAAACACCUAGUAUAUAAUUGUCACUGUACGACUUUAUAUUAUAUUUAUAUAUAAAUAUGUUAGUAAUUUUACAUUCUAUUUUCCAUAACGACGUAAGGAGCCAUUAUUACAGUAAUAAAUUAGAAAAAAAUAUAAUUCUAUUGUAUUGUUCAGCCUUCAUAAAAAACUGCAAAUGUCGCAUUCGGAAGUAAUAAUUUAAACAUUAAAAUCGCUUUUCCAAAGGCAAUUUUUUGCAGUAAUUUUUUACGAUGGCAAUAUUGGAUAAAUUAGUGACGUAGGCAAGUUUGGUUGAUAUAUCUGUAUAGAAUUGUGUUGUAGAAGCAUCGUGAGAGCACCCAAUUAUUGUAAGCAAUAUGUUAACGCAAGGUCAGAGUGUUCUGUGAUUGUUGAGCGGCUCAAAAAUACCCGAUUUGACAGUUCAGUGUUGUAACACACAAAAAUGCGUUACUUUUUGUAUAAGUAUUUUGUACAAAAAUAUUUCUUACAUUUUGAAAAUACGAAAAAUGGUAGAUACACGUAAACAAUAAAUACAGGUCAAUAGACACUACGCGUUUUUAUUACUUAUUACAAUGCGAUGCAGACUUCAGACCAGAAUUACUUAGAAUGCGUGUACUGAAGAUUGAAAACAGAUUUUUUCGGGAUAAAGUCCCGCUUUAUAUUUUCUUCAUGUAGCUUAUAGCAUUCGGGAGUAAUUAUUCUUCCUAUAUGUGAAAAAAAAAACAACAAAAUUGGUUAGUGCUGAGAUUAGCGCGUUCAAA
This is a messenger RNA of Manduca sexta (tobacco hornworm), 6095 nucleotides long. Its product is annotated as nascent polypeptide-associated complex subunit alpha, muscle-specific form-like. The record is from RefSeq and is a predicted model, not a curated record. Lineage: Eukaryota; Metazoa; Arthropoda; Insecta; Lepidoptera; Sphingidae.